UCCGAUACUGGGUGCAGACACAUGGCAUGGAAGACAUCGACAACUAUGAGCAAGAUUUGGAACACGAUAUGAUCGACGUCGACGAAUCAACAGCAAUCGGAGACCGCAUGUACCAGCAACUCAACGAAAAGCAGCGUGAAAUCGUCGACACCAUAAUCCAAGCACUUGAAGACCCGACUCCUGCUGCGAAAUGCUUCUUCAUAGAUGGACCAGGAGGAACCGGGAAGACAUUCGUCUACAGCACGCUGUAUCGCAUCGUUACCGGAAGGCUUAAGAAAGUGAAAUGCAUGGCUUACACCGGGAUAGCAGCGAUUUUUCUACCGAGUGGUCAAACAACGCACCGAACCUUUGGCUUGAAAGUCCCGCUUACAUCCGAUUCAAGAUCAUCCAUCAAACCAGGAUCACCGAAGGCGAACGCACUCAAAGGAGCCCACGUGUGUCUGAUGGACGAAGCUCCGAUGAUGUUAAAAUACGGCUUGCACAACAUCGGCGAACUCCUACGCGCGAUUUGCAACAACAUUCCGUUUGGAGGCAAAGUCAUGGUGCUUGGUGGCGACUUCCGACAGUGCUGUCCAGUUCAACAACGUGCCAACAAAAGCGAAAUACUCGACCCUUUGAUCAAGAGAAGCCAUCUGUGGCAACACUUCAAGACUUAUUCGCUCGAAAAGAACAUGCGCGUUGAUCCCGAAGAAGAAGAAUUCGCGAAAUACCUGCUAAAGCUCGGCGACGGGGAACUCGAAGUGAAUGAACUCGGCGAAAUAGAAGUCCCAGAAGAAAUUCGCUCUGGUGGUAACCUCAUCGAUGAAAUCUUCGGACCAUGCCUCAGAAGUGGGAACUACGAAGCAAUGAAGAAUCGCGCUAUUCUUGCACCAUUGAACGACGAUAAGGACAAGAUCAACGAGCAGAUUAUCGCUAUGCUUCCAGGCGAAGAGAAGACAUACACAAGUUUCGACUCGGUAAAGGAUCAACAUGAAGGGGGAAUUCAAUUCGCGCCUGAAUUCCUGAACUCGAUCAACAUCGCCGACUUGCCUCCACACAAUCUGAAGCUCAAGAAGAACGCCAUCAUCAUGCUUCUCCGAAACUUGGACGUCUCUGAAGGAAUGUGCAACGGAACACGAUUGAUUGUCACCGAACUUUGCAACAACAUCAUCAAGGCUAAGAUCAUCACCGGUGAACACGCAGGCCGACAAGUACACCUUCCAAGGAUCACGCUCGACUCCAGCAAAUCACAGCUUGGCGCAACUAUGCAACGGCACCAAUUCCCAGUUACUCCAGCAUUCGCCAUUACGAUACACAAGUCACAAGGCCAAACAUUCGAAUUCGUCGGCGUGCUUCUCCUCACGACGGUCUUCGUGCACGGAAUGCUCUACGUCGCGUUUUCAAGAGUCAAGCGUCAAAGUGCGUUGAAGGUCCUGCUGCCUCCUGAGAAUCCAACCCACACCCGAAACGUCGUAUGGAAGGAAGUCCUGAACAAGAGAAACUCACCAGCCGCACCUGCCUCUCCGACAAGAAACUACCUGGACAACAUGGAAGACUUCGCAAUCGAUGAUUAAUGUUUAUUAUGUUUAUGCUGUUAUAGGUUUAUAAUAUGUUUCUUAUGUAUGUAUAUAUGUUUGGUUUUUCUAAAUAAAUUUGUCAAAAAUAUUGAACUUCAACACACUUCAAUCUUUACACUGCUCACUUUGUACCAUUUCUUUAAUUGUAUAAUUUUUUGUUAUCAAUUACAUUUUAUUUCCUAUGACUUUUCAAACUUUACCUUUGUAUAGAAUAGUUCCCUUUCCAAACUUUGUUUAGAUAGUUUACAAUGGUGCACUUUAACCGGUUAUCUUUUCACCAAUGGUUUCACAAAUUUUCUUAUGGCAUGUAUUGUUUUGAUAAAUCACAAUUGAAAAUUUAAA
Molecule: messenger RNA, 1898 nt
Organism: Parasteatoda tepidariorum (common house spider)
Lineage: Eukaryota; Metazoa; Arthropoda; Arachnida; Araneae; Theridiidae
Product: ATP-dependent DNA helicase PIF1-like
Source: RefSeq, a predicted model, not a curated record